AUGGCAGGAUUAGAAUCUAUGGUGGUUGAAGAGGUUAGACCGGCAGAGAAGCCUGUUGACAGAGAAAAGACGUGCCCCCUUCUGUUACGAGUAUUUUGUUCAACUGGAAGGCACAAUUCACCAGGUGACUAUGCUAGAGGUAAUGUUCCUCAAAAUGAGCUGCAAAUAUAUACGUGGAUGGAUGCUACAUUACGGGAAUUAACAGGGUUAGUAAAAGAAGUUAAUCCAGAAACUCGACGCAAAGGGACAUAUUUCGACUUCGCUAUAGUAUAUCCUGAUAUGAGAUCACCCACUUAUCGUAUGCGAGAAAUUGGAGUUACUUGUUCUGGUCAACGUGGUGGUGAUGACAACAAAACACUUGCUCAAGUGAAAUUUCAAAUAGGUAAUUAUUUGGAUAUUUCAAUAACGCCACCAAACAGAAUGCCACCUCCAAUGCGGAGACCCCAACCAUAUAUGAAUAAUCGUCCUUAU
Brenthis ino (lesser marbled fritillary) is the source of this 471-nucleotide messenger RNA. NCBI's taxonomy places the organism in Eukaryota, Metazoa, Arthropoda, Insecta, Lepidoptera, Nymphalidae. The record is from the annotation of a GenBank genome assembly.